AUGGCGUCAAGACAAGUGUUUAUGCCUAUUGCACCUUACUCAGGGAAGCCCGCUUUGAAACCUAAAGUUUUAAGUUGGUUCAAUGAUGUUAAGUAUCCUCAAGGAUAUGCUGGAAAUAUAGCUCGAUGUGUUAAGGUGGCGGAACAGAAGAUACAUGGAUUGAAGAGUCAUGACUGUCAUGUUUUAUUGCAACGUCUUCUUCCCGUGGUAAUCAGACCUUAUCUGCAUCGUGAUGUGGUGGAGCCGUUAGUAGCCUUGUCCAGGUUUUGGCAGAGAUUAUGCAGUAGAGAGCUGAAGAAGUUAGAUGCUGUUGAAAUGAAAUCAGACAUUGUCUACAUCCUAUGUAAAUUGGAGAGGAUCUUCCCCCCGACUUUCUUUUCGAUUAUGGUUCAUCUCAUGAUCCAUCUUUCCGAACAAGUGCUUCUUACUAGUCUAGUACACUUUACUUGGAUGUUUCCCAUAGAAAUACAACUUGGUGGGUAUAAAGGUUUUGUUAAAAACAGAGCAAAACCAGAAGGAUCAAUAGCUAACGCAUACAUUCCACAUGAGUGUGUAACGUAUUGCAAGUCAUAUCUCCAUAAUACUGAUGACACAGAGGGCCUCGACCCGGCAAGAACACCUAUUUUCAACCUCUCAAUUGUCUCUGAAGAUAUAAGAAUGUUUGGUAACUUACCUAAUUCAGAAAUUUUAAGAGAAGAUGAGUUAUGUGAGGCUCAUUGGUGGGUACUGCAACACUGUGACGAGGUCAAGGAAUAUAGAGAUGCUCAUUUGGGACUUAAUCAACUUAAGUAUCAGAAUAAGCAUGAAGAGAGGCAUAAGAAAAUGUUUCCUGUAUAUUUCCUAAAAUGGGUAACGAGGAUGCAAGAAUGCCAAGACAAAGAUUAUUCUCCGCAGUUGCAUCAUUUGGCGUGUAUGCCACAAGGACAUAACGUUUAUGCGGCUUGUGUAGUCAACGGUGUUAAGUUUCUCACAGAACGAUUAGAUCAACGCCGAAAGACACAGAACAAUGGCAUCAUGGUAGUGGGUAAGGAUAAUGUUGCAUACUACGGAAUUGUUGUUGCCGUCAUCGAACUACUAUAUCCAACAGGGGGCCGGGUCGAACAAGAUAUUGAGAAUGUGGCUCUUGAACCAUAUCAAGUGCCUUUUACCUCUGACAUCCCCGACACAAGCACAAUUCGCAUCAACAACGACAUCCACUUCACACAAGGUGAGUACAUUCCAAUUUCAGGUUUAGGGUUCGACUUCAGUUCACUACCGUACAUCCCACCUAGUCACGACUUCAUUAACGAUGAAGAUGAAGAUGAAGAUUCAGAUGAAAUUCCUGAGGAUGAUCUAGAAGAUCCAGAUUACGAGGAUAGUGAUUGA
Messenger RNA from Fragaria vesca subsp. vesca, 1365 nucleotides. RefSeq lists its product as uncharacterized. The transcript is spliced from 4 exons. The coding region runs from base 1 to 1365 and encodes 454 amino acids. The record is from RefSeq and is a predicted model, not a curated record. NCBI's taxonomy places the organism in Eukaryota, Viridiplantae, Streptophyta, Magnoliopsida, Rosales, Rosaceae.